Messenger RNA from Cinclus cinclus, 1551 nucleotides. It is a transcript of the gene C5H2orf81, whose product is annotated as chromosome 5 C2orf81 homolog. The transcript has 6 exons. Lineage: Eukaryota; Metazoa; Chordata; Aves; Passeriformes; Cinclidae. Bases 1 to 1551 code for a protein of 516 amino acids. The record is from RefSeq and is a predicted model, not a curated record.
AUGGAGACGCGUCGCGGCGUGAUGACGUCAGAGCUCGCGGCGCGCAGUGAUUACGUCACGUUGCCGUGGAGCCCGGGACGCCAAAGGGGCGGGAUGGCCGAGAAAAGGAAAUCCCGCGGCACGGGUGCCAAAUCGAAACUGGACAAGUCGCGCACACCAGUCCGAGGAACCCUUGGACGUCGGGCCCAUCCUGGAAGAUCUCCUGGACCGGGUGCUGACCGCGUGCGCGCUGGCGGCCGUGGCACGGCAGCCCUGUCUCUGCAGCGGGUGCCCUUCGCGGUGUCGCGGGCGCGGGACGCCAUCCUGUUCGUCGCUGAGUGGCGGUUCCUGGUGCGGGACGACGGGGACCCGGACCGCGCGGGGGAUCCGGAUCCCGAACGUGACGGAGUCUGGAGCGAGGACGAGGAGCCCCAAACCAGUCACUGGGACUCCUGUACACCGGGCGUUGUCUCCGUCACGGAUGUCCCUCUACCCUCGGAAGAGGUCCCGUCCAAGGAUCUCUCCGUGACAGCCGAGGCUGAAGAAGGUCCGCUCGCGUGUCCCGGCGAGGUCCGCGACGCUGUCUCCCUCCCCGAUGUCCCUUUGUCCCCGGUCGAGGUCCCCGCUGCGAUGCCGCCGUGCCAGUCCCCCUCUGCAGCAGCCGCAGCUCCUUCCGCUCAGGUUCUCGGCGCUGUCACCGCCGUGCCCGUGACAGAGCCACCCCAGCCGGAGCCGCCCAUCGCUCCCCGGUCCCCCAGGAGGGCCCACCGCUUCUCCCGGCCCCAGCGACCCCGCCCGGCCCCGCUGGACGCGUCCCGACCCCCAGCUCCUGCUCCGGCCGUGCCUUCGCAACCCCCAGCGCAGGCACCACGGGAGUCCCGAGAGGGUACGGCAGCAGUCGGUACCCGAGUGCCACCGGCCCCUCCCUCCUCCCGCACGAGCCUGGCAUCGGUCCUGCCGCGCAGAUCCUCCCGCGGCACCGGGGUGCCCAGGCUGGGUGCCCGCCGCGAUGCCGCUCGCUGGGUGUUGCCCAAAGUGAAGGUGAUAGACGUGACCACUGAGCCCGAGCGGGCGCGGCCGGUAGGCUCGCGGUCCCGGAUAAUCCCGUCUGGCAACCGGCAGGUCCUCCCGGUAGCCGGGCGGGCUCCCAAGGGCGAGCCGCAGCUGUGUGACCCCUGGCUGGCCUCGGUUCGGUUGGCACCCGGUGUCACCGUGCGCUGGGGCAACAGCGAGCGGCGCGGGCCGGCCCCGGUGUGGCGCGGCGGGCACGGGAACGGCGAGCAGGAGGAGGACGAGGAGAUGAGAAGGGCGGAGAAGGAGCUGAAGCCCAUUCUGCCCUCCCCGGAGUGCCUGAUCUCAGAGUACAGUGAUGGAGAGGAGCAGCUGGAAAACCCGCUGGGAAUGCGGCGGCUCCCGGGGGCUGUCCCAGCGCCGGGAGUAUCCCCGGUCCAUUGGGUCUCCUCGGCACCCCGUGUCGUACCGGAGCAGGAAAUGGCACCGGCCACGGCACCAUGCGGUUCCCCCGGACCUCGGGGUUCCUUGCCAGCGCUGCUGAAAAAAACCCAGAAGUAA